GGAUCUCUGGUGGGGUCGAUGUGUCUCUGGGUGGCUCUGGGGUCUCUCUGUGUGUACCUGGGGUCUCUCUAACCCCCCUUUCUCCCCCCUCAGUGUACCACUGGGUGGAGAUGAGGACCAAGAUGCGGCUGCUGGGGUUCCGGGGGGCGGCGGUGAAGCCCCUGAACGAGGAGGCGGCGGCCGAGCUGGGGGCGGAGCUGCUGGGGGAGGCGCUGGUCUUCGGGGUCGGGGGGCUCUGCCUCUACCUCGAGUACCUGCGGCAGGCGGGGCAGAGCCGGCGCAAGGAGGAGCACCUGGAGCAGACCCUCAGC
This is a messenger RNA of Neopelma chrysocephalum (saffron-crested tyrant-manakin), 311 nucleotides long. RefSeq names its product OPA3, outer mitochondrial membrane lipid metabolism regulator (gene OPA3). The annotation marks the transcript as partial. NCBI's taxonomy places the organism in Eukaryota, Metazoa, Chordata, Aves, Passeriformes, Pipridae. Gene Ontology annotation, cellular component: mitochondrion. Gene Ontology annotation, biological process: regulation of lipid metabolic process. The transcript has a single exon. The record is from RefSeq and is a predicted model, not a curated record.